AUGGCCGCGUUCAAGCAGCUGGUUCGCUUUUUUCAGAAUGGAAAGACAUAUUACGGCGACCUUGUCGACUCCAGCAAUGGCAAGUUCACCGUGCAGCGUCUGGACGGAAACCCUUUCGACAAGUUGAUUCCGACGAACGAGCAGUACACGGUAGACAGUUUACUCUCACCGAUUGAACGCACACCCCUCAUAAUCUGCAUUGGCCUGAACUACAAGCAGCACGCUGAAGAAGCCAAGCUCCCAGUGUCAUCCCACCCACCAGUCUUCACCAAACCCGCCGACGCACUCGCAGGUCCAUCCGAGGUCAUCCAAAUCCACCCAGACGCACAGUCCCACCUCGACUACGAAGGCGAGCUGACCGUGGUGAUUGGGAACGACGCCCUGAACGUCUCUGAGGAGGAUGCACUCGACUACGUCCUUGGCUACACAGCAGGCAACGAUGUCUCCGCACGCAACUUCCAACUACCAGGGGCGUCAGGGGGCCAGUUCUGCUACGCUAAAUCGUUCGAUCAGUUCGGGCCUAUCGGGCAUACUAUUGUUUCUGCGGCGCAAAUCAAGGACCCACAGGCACUGCAACUACGCACCCGGGUCAACGGCGUUGUCAAGCAGGAGACAAGCACUGGUGAUAUGAUUUGGGGCGUGCGGCAGAUUAUCAGCCACUUGUCGCGGGGAAUGACGCUGCGAAGGGCGACUGUCAUUAUGACUGGCACGCCGUCUGGGGUGGGCUUUUUCCGCAAGGAGUUUCUCAAGGAUGGUGAUAUUGUGGAGGUGGAAAUUGAAGGUGUAGCAACGGUUCGCAAUCAGGUGGAAUUUCAGUAG
Aspergillus puulaauensis is the source of this 819-nucleotide messenger RNA. RefSeq names its product fumarylacetoacetate hydrolase family protein. Gene Ontology annotation, molecular function: acetylpyruvate hydrolase activity. The record is from RefSeq and is a predicted model, not a curated record. NCBI's taxonomy places the organism in Eukaryota, Fungi, Ascomycota, Eurotiomycetes, Eurotiales, Aspergillaceae. The transcript has 3 exons. Bases 1 to 819 code for a protein of 272 amino acids.